CACGCGAACUCGCACCUCUGGUUUCUCACACUCGGCCCGUCAGUUGCUGCUUUUCCCUCGCCCCAGUCAAAAGGAAUGUAGUUCGAUCAUGUCCACGGAUGGGCAAGACACGGCGGAUGGCGACAUACUCGGGUCGCCCAGCAAACGCCCCAGGACCUUGUCCAAAGCCUGCGAGACCUGCAAGCAGAAAAAGACAAGAUGCGACAGCUCUCGUCCGCACUGUGGCACAUGUCGCCGAACGGGAACCGCUUGCAUCUACCGAGAGAAAGGACAACCUGGCCUGCGUCCCGGCUAUGGCAAGGCUAUCGAGCAGCGCCUCAGCCUCCUGGAAAACAACAUGGAGAAGAUAAAUCAGUCGAUCCAAGACGUGCUGAAUCACGUCCGCCCCGACAUCGCCGCCCAGUCUACUGUGCUCGAAGCUCCCGCUCGUGAUGCAGGACCAUCAGGAAGAAACAAUGGUCCUGACGCGCAAAUGUGGCAGCCGUCACAGCAACUCCCCGAAAUGCCUUACUUCCCGGCCAGUCCGCUGAUGGAACGUCUCCCUGCUCCGUUGAGUCUGCCGCCCCUGGAUCUAGCCGAGAGGGGCCUGCCGCCUGGACCAGUGCUGCAGGAACUCGUGGAGCUGUUCUUCGAACUCGUCCAUCCAUACAUUCCCCUGUUCUGCAAGCAGAACUUUACAGCCAACAUGUUCACGCCAGAGCGCCAGAUCCUUCUGCACGGCAUCGUGGUGGCGUCCUUUCGGUUUUGGAGGAAACAGGUUCCCUCUGCCGAAGAGCGAGACAGUUACGUGAAGACGUCUCGCGAGCAGGUGUUGCUGAAGACCAUCGACAACUGUACCUUGGUUUCCACUCAAGCACUCGCUCUCUUGGCAUUGGAUGCCAUCGGCCAAGGCCCUGGCCCAAGAACGUUGAACUUGACAGCCAUGUUGGUGACCGCGGCGCACCAGCUGGGCCUGGGCAAGAGUGCUUCCCCGACGACGCCAGAGACGAACACUCCGCUGGUCAGGAAUGAAGACCCCGACGAUGGGAUGGACUCGUCGAGCAUCGCAGUGGAGGAGAAGCGGCGCCUGUUCUGGACCAUCUACAGUCUGGACCGCUUCUCCAGCGUCUCCCACGGACAGUCCGGCGGCAUCGACACGAAGACCGUCAAGAUGCCCUACCCGUCCAGUGACGAGGACUGGGGCCAGACGAUGACCCCAGAGUGGUUCCAAGCCGGAGUGCAGGCGAAGCCCGCCCAUGGCCACUGCCCUGCCAGUCUCUGGCACCACAACAUCGAUUUGCUCGCCUUGCUGGAUCGCUCAAACCAGCUCCUCAUCCAGCCGGUCAACCUGUCGCUUCCGGCUCACUGCCAGGAAUGGCAGAGCAUCUUUCGGCGGCUGGACAUUACCAUGUCGACGUGGUUUGAGAAUCUACCCAAGGAGGUCCGCGAGCGACCAGCCGCGUUUGAUCCCAUGUGGUUCAUGCUGCAUGCCACCUUUCACCUCAUCAACAUUCGAAUGUAUACGGUCGCUGCAUUUCCGUCUACCACGUCACCCUAUCUGCGACCGUCUUCUUCAGCGCGCGGGCGUUGCCGCCAGGCUAUCAGAACGGUGGCGUCACUGGCCAGCUCGCUACAGGCACAAGAACUCGACCGGCUGCACCCGAUGUUUGCCUUCGUGGUCUGGGUGGCCGCAAGGAGUCUCAUCAUUCUCUGGACGACGGGCUAUGAAAACGCAUACGGCUCCACGCCGACGGACCUUGAGCCCCUCCUCAACGUGCUGCGACAGAUGGCCACCCGCUGGCUGUGCGCCCAGCGAUACGCCGACAUCAUCCAGCUGAUCCUGGACACAAAGAACAACCCCGGCGGACCCACAGGGCUCGAGAUCUUCAACGACACGCGCCGCACCUCCUACGGACUCCAAAACCUGCUGGGGACGCUGGUGGUCCACCGGGUGCCCGAUGUGUUUCCCAAUCCCUUUGACUUUCUUGACAUUCCCCUCCUCGACGUGGGCGACUUGACGGCUCCCAGGAUGGGAGUGUUUGGUGCCGAAAACGACGGCGAGUGGUUGUGACAGGGGACGACCACAGCGCCACUAAUUUUCUCCUACGAUUCUGACCGACCCUUUCACUCGGCAGCAGUGUCAUAGAUUGGCAGCCAGGUGCGCCUGUUCGGGGACCACGGUGUUCAGAGUCCCUUUCUCCAGCGCCGCCCGCACAUUGCCAAUCGUGCAUUCUUCCAUCUUUGUCUUGGUCUGCCGGACUAGUCAGCAGACAGGUCGAAUGGGUCACGAUGAAAUGCAGAAGAAGACCUACCUCGACGGUGGAUGUGCCCAUGUGGGGGAGCAGGCAGACAUGCGGGUUGGACACCAGCCCCGGAUGGAUGUUGGGCUCCUGUUGGUACACGUCCAACCCGACCGAGAGGACGCGGCCGGAAUUGAUCGCCUCGACCAGUGCCUCUUCGUCCAUGACGCCACCUCUCGCGGUGUUGACGAUGAUGAUACCUUUCUUCAUCUUGUUGAACUCGUUGGUCGAGAUGAUGUUUCGUGUCUUUGGCUAGAAGGGGGUCAGAAAUCAGCAUGGAACUGGUGCCAGAUGGGGGGGCAUGCGGAUUUGCCAAUUCAAGACGUACAUUCAGGGGAAGAUUCAGACUCAACACGUCGCUGCGAGCGAGUAGGUCGUCGAAGCCGACAUACUCGGCGCCAUCGGCCAUCGUUUCAUCGCCCGGCUUGGUCCGGUUGUGGUAGAGGAUCUUCAUGCCAAAGACCUCGGCCUUGCGCUUGAGAUUGCGGCCGAUGCCGCCUAGGCCCAGGAUGCCCAGGGUCUUGCCCUGCGGGUCGUGGCCGAGCGGCGGGGGCGGGACGGGGGACUUCCAUACUCCGGCGCGGAUGGCGAGGAUGCCGUUGUUGAAGCCGCGCAGGGCGGCGAGGAUGAGGAACAUGGCCGUGUCGGCGGUGGCGUCGUCGACGACCUUAGGGCAAUGGGACACGAGGAUGCCGCGCGCCGUGCAGGCGGGGACGUCGAUGCUGUCGUAGCCCGCGCCGUUGUGGCAGAUGAAGCGGACGGUG
Molecule: messenger RNA, 3043 nt
Organism: Cladophialophora immunda
Lineage: Eukaryota; Fungi; Ascomycota; Eurotiomycetes; Chaetothyriales; Herpotrichiellaceae
Exons: 4
Coding region: 89-2050 (653 amino acids)
Biological process (GO): regulation of DNA-templated transcription; DNA-templated transcription
Cellular component (GO): nucleus
Molecular function (GO): DNA binding; zinc ion binding; DNA-binding transcription factor activity, RNA polymerase II-specific
Source: RefSeq, a predicted model, not a curated record